UAAUUUCCCAUAAAGUGGGCAAGAUACCGGGCGGAAAGAAACAUUGAUAAGUAAGUUGCUUGCUUAUGUUUAGGUACGAUAAGCCUUUUGAGCAAUUUUUGGACUUCCAACAACAUCGCCAUCAAAAUACACAUCGGAGGUGCAUAAACUUUGAACUCGAAUCGUGAUAAAACUACCACCAAUGGUUCGAAUAAACCCUUCACAAUCGAGUAAUGCAGCGUGUUGAGUGUAUUUCCGUGUAUGUGUGUGUGCGUGCGUGCGCACUGGGGGAAAGAAAUCCGGACAAGAAAGGUCUCCAAACACCUACAGGCGCUAUUGUGGCACCCACCCUUUACCUAACCUGCGCUGAUAAGUAGCUCCGAUAGGCGGAUAAGAAACGAUUUUGGCUAAUCUAUUGCAACGUCCAAUUGCAGGUGCCGGUUCGGUUUCAACCCACACCGCUGCGGUGACCUUCGCCGGGGGCUCGGUAUUUAAAAAGCGCUACCGAUACGGGACAAGGUAGUCAGAUCCUUGACGUUUCCCUUAGUACCACAACCAUGUACAAGUUCCUGCUCAUUGCUGCCCUGCUGCCGGCCAUCGUCUUCGGCCAGACCCCGUUCCGACCAUGCUCGGGUGGCAGGCCAACUCCGGCUUCGCUCAACAUUGAAGGAUGCACGGCUCUGCCCUGCACGAUCACGUCCGGAGCUCCGCUGGUUGCCCGCGGCAUCGGCAUCGUGUCGCCGGUCGCCACCCCCACCCUGACGGCUCAUCUGACUGCCCGCCUGCUCGGAUUGGACGUCGGUUUCGACAUCCCGGAGGAGCUGCGGGACGCUUGCGCCGUUGGCAUUUCGGGUGCUUCCUGCCCGAUCGCCGCCGGCCAGUCGUUCGACUACGAGCUGAACUAUGCCAUGGAGCUGCCGCUGGUCGGCAUUACCGUGCAGGUUGAGGUUGGUCUGACCGCUGCUGACGGCAGUGCCGUGACCUGCGUCGAAAUCGAUGCAGCGAUCGUCGGUUAAAGCAAAGCAAACCCAGUUCUCCAUUAUUAACACUACUUUCCUCCGUAAUAAACCUUUCUGAGCCAUCACAGUAA
Messenger RNA from Anopheles coluzzii, 1069 nucleotides. RefSeq lists its product as uncharacterized. The record is from RefSeq and is a predicted model, not a curated record. Lineage: Eukaryota; Metazoa; Arthropoda; Insecta; Diptera; Culicidae. Bases 537 to 995 code for a protein of 152 amino acids. The transcript has 2 exons.